Molecule: messenger RNA, 6920 nt
Organism: Coregonus sp. 'balchen'
Lineage: Eukaryota; Metazoa; Chordata; Actinopteri; Salmoniformes; Salmonidae
Source: the annotation of a GenBank genome assembly
GGUUUUUGUAGAACCACCUGCAACUGAACAUUUUUAAGAUACACGAAUCGAGAACGAGGAAGAAUCGCCAAGAUAAGGUUUUAAAUGAAAAAUAUAUUACGGCGUUUUCUAUUAGCCAAGCUGUAACGUCGACUAUUAUGGAGUCAUCACAUUGUUUUGCCCGAAUGGAACACUCGGGUGGGGAGUUAUAUGCAGGCUAUCUAGCUAGUUAGCCAUUAUAUCAAACACAAACAAGACACAGGCAGUCUAAAUAGCGAUUUAAUGUUAUUUUUUCACCAUCAUUGCGAACAUUGGCAUUGUCAAAGCAGGGUGCAGACAAGAAGUCAGUGUUCUUUUUCAGCUACUCAGGCAACGAUAGCAUGGCAGCAUAACUAUAAAGAUGACGUCAUCACAAGUGUACACGUAUAGUUAAAACGCAGAUUGUUUUGCUCCAAUUCAAUGUGUAACUGCAAUAUCCUUAGUUCAACAGACAAAGUUUUAGCCUAUCAGCGUCCGAAAUUAGCCUACAAAAUGUAUUUAUUUUUGGAAUGUUCGUUUAAAUAGGAGCUGGGUUUUUAAUUCUGCUGUUCAGAAAUGAGACCGAGGCUUAGGCUACAUCCAGGGCCGGUCCUUGCUGUUAUUUUAUAAAUGCCCAUCUACAGUGGGGGAAAAAAGUAUUUAGUCAGCCACCAAUUGUGCAAGUUCUCCCACUUAAAAAGAUGAGAGAGGCCUGUCAUUUUCAUCAUAGGUACACGUCAACUAUGACAGACAAAAUGAGAAGAAAAAAAAUUCCAGAAAAUCACAUUGUAGGAUUUUUAAUGAAUUUAUUUGCAAAUUAUGGUGGAAAAUAAGUAUUUGGUCAAUAACAAAAGUUUCUCAAUACUUUGUUAUAUACCCUUUGUUGGCAAUGACACAGGUCAAACGUUUUCUGUAAGUCUUCACAAGGUUUUCACACACUGUUGCUGGUAUUUUGGCCCAUUCCUCCAUGCAGAUCUCCUCUAGAGCAGUGAUGUUUUGGGGCUGUCGUUGGGCAACACGGACUUUCAACUCCCUCCAAAGAUUUUCUAUGGGGUUGAGAUCUGGAGACUGGCUAGGCCACUCCAGGACCUUGAAAUGCUUCUUACGAAGCCACUCCUUCAAUGCCCGGGCGGUGUGUUUGGGAUCAUUGUCAUGCUGAAAGACCCAGCCACGUUUCAUCUUCAAUGCCCUUGCUGAUGGAAGGAGGUUUUCACUCAAAAUCUCACGAUACAUGGCCCCAUUCAUUCUUUCCUUUACACGGAUCAGUCGUCCUGGUCCCUUUGCAGAAAAACAGCCCCAAAGCAUGAUGUUUCCACCCUCAUGCUUCACAGUAGGUAUGGUGUUCUUUGGAUGCAACUCAGCAUUCUUUGUCCUCCAAACACGACGAGUUGAGUUUUUACCAAAAAGUUAUAUUUUGGUUUCAUCUGACCAUAUGACAUUCUCCCAGUCCUCUUCUGGAUCAUCCAAAUGCACUCUAGCAAACUUCAGACGGGCCUGGACAUGUACUGGCUUAAGCAGGGGGACACGUCUGGCACUGCAGGAUUUGAGUCCCUGGCGGCGUAGUGUGUUACUGAUGGUAGGCUUUGUUACUUUGGUCCCAGCUCUCUGCAGGUCAUUCACUAGGUCCCCCCGUGUGGUUCUGAGAUUUUUGCUCACCGUUCUUGUGAUCAUUUUGACCCCACGGGGUGAGAUCUUGUGUGGAGCCCCAGAUCGAGGGAGAUUAUCAGUGGUCUUGUAUGUCUUCCAUUUCCUAAUAAUUGCUCCCACAGUUGAUUUCUUCAAACCAAGCUGCUUACCUAUUGCAGAUUCAGUCUUCCCAGCCUGGUGCAGGUCUACAAUUUUGUUUCUGGUGUCCUUUGACAGCUCUUUGGUCUUGGCCAUAGUGGAGUUUGGAGUGUGACUGUUUGAAGUUGUGGACAGGUGUCUUUUAUACUGAUAACAAAUUCAAACAGGUGCCAUUAAUACAGGUAACGAGUGGAGGACAGAGGAGCCUCUUAAAGAAGAAGUUACAGGUCUGUGAGAGCCAGAAAUCUUGCUUGUUUGUAGGUGACCAAAUACUUAUUUUCCACCAUAAUUUGCAAAUAAAUUCAUAAGAAAUCCUACAAUGUGAUUUUCUGGAUUUUUUUUCCUCAAUUUGUCUGUCAUAGUUGACAUGUACCUAUGAUGAAAAUUACAGGCCUCUCUCAUAUUUUUAAGUGGGAGAACUUGCACAAUUGGUGGCUGACUAAAUACUUUUUUUCCCCCACUGUAUGUGGUUAGCCUACCGUUUGUAAAAGACCAAAAAACGACAUCGGCACAGGACCAAAACAUUUAUUAAAAAAACGUUUGCUCGUGCUUACUGUGGUGUAGCCUACCAUGUCGGCCCACAAUGGAAUUUUAUGAAUGCCCAUUCAUGUGGUAGGCCUACCAUUUGUUAAACAUGCCAUUGCAUUGGCUUUAUUAGUCCUGAUUCCUGUGACUAAUCAAUUUCGUUAUUUAAACUCUGUAUCAGCUACCCAACAUUAACAGGAGUUAUCACGAGCCUAUUUGCAAUGUGUUUACACAGCACGAAAUGAUUGCUAUGAUCAGCUUGUCAAAAAAUUGACGGAAACAAACUUGAAACCACUGAUCAUGACAAUGGGGUGAAACUCCUGGACAACAGUUGUGAUUGUCCAUUCCAUAUUGUCCAUUUUACUUUGACCUGUCCUGUUUUUAGGAUAUGUUUGUUAACAUGACAGCGCACAUUUAUUUGAUUGAGCCCCAUUUAGGUUAGGCUAUUUGAUCGGAGAAACCAGCCUGUAGGCUACAGAAGAGGACGCAUGCAGUGCAUUAGCAAAGUAUUCAGACUCCUUGACUUUUUCCACAUUUUGUUACAUUACAGCCUUAUUCUAAAAUGGAUUUUAAAAAAAUCUCAUCAGUCUACACACAAUACCACAUAAUGACAAAGCAAAACUGUUUUUUAGGAAUUUUAGCAAAUUUAUUAAAAAUAGCAAAUCUGAAAUAUUACAUUUAAAUAACUAUUCAGACCCUUUACUCAGUACUUUGUUGAAGCACCUUUGGCAGCAAUUACAGCCUCGAGUCUUCUUGGGUAUGACGCUACGAGCUUGGCACACCUGUAUUUGGGGAGUUUCUCCCAUUCUUCUCUGCAGAUCCUAUCAAGCUCUGUCAGGUUGGAUGGGGAGCGUCGCUGCACAGCUAUUUUCAGGUCUCUCCAGAGAUGUUCAAUCAGGUUCAAGUCCGGGCUCUGGCUGGGCCACUUAAAGACAUUCAGGGACUUGUCCCGACGCCACUCCUGCGUUGUCUUGGCUGUGUACUUAGGGUCGUUGUCCGCUCUUGAGCAGGUUUUCAUCUUUGCUCUGCUCAUCUUUCCCUCGAUCCUGACUAGACUCCCAGUCCCUGUCACUGAAAAACAUCCCCACAGUAUGAUGCUGCCACCACCAUGCUUCACCGUUGGGAUAGUGACAGAUUUCCUCCAGACAUGAUGCUUGGCAUUCAGGCCAAAGAGUUCAAUCUUAGUUUCAUCAGACCAGAGAAUCUUGUUUCUCAUGGUCUGAGAGUCCUUUAGGUGCCUUUUGGCAAACUCCAAGCAGGCUGUCAUGUGCCUUUUACUGAGGAGUGGCUUCCGUCUGACCUCUCUUCCGUAAAGGCCUGAUUGGUGGAGAACUGCAGAGAUGGUUGUCUUUCUGGAAGGUUCUCCCAUCUCCACAGAGGAACUCUGGAGCUCUGUCAGAGUGACCAUCGGGUUCUUGGUCACCUCCCUGACCAAGGCCCUUCUCCCCCGAUUGCACAGUUUGGCCAGGCAGCCAGCUCUAGGAAGAGUCUUGGUGGUUCCAAACUUCUUCCAUUUAAGAAUGAUGGAGGCCACUGUGUUCUUGGGACCUUCAAUGCUGCAGACAUUUUUUGGUACCCUUCCACAGAUUCCUUCGACCUCAUGGCUUGGUUUUUGCUCUGACAUGCACUGUUAAAUGUGGGACCUUACAUAGACCGGUGUGUGCCUUUCCAAAUCAUGUCCAAUUAAUUAAAUUGACCACAGGUGGACUCCAAGCAAGUUGUAGAAACAUCUCAAGGAUGAUCAAUGUUAAUGUGUGCACAAAAUUAGAGCGAAAUAAGCUUUAUGUGUGUAUGGAAAAUGUCAGGGAUCUUUUAUUUCAGCUCAUGAAACAUGGGAUCAACACUUUACAUGUUGCGUUUUAUAUUUUUGUUCAGUAAAAUAAAAACUACUACUAGAACUACUGUCAUCUUGUGAAACACAUCAAUAAUAGAAAUACAAUGUAUACAAUUUAUCCAUUUUUACCCUUCUUAAUUAUCCAUUAGUAGUCAUUUCUGGGGAUUUGUUGUGUAGUUAGUUAGCCAACCUCUUUACACUUUUCACCCACAUAACAGAAAAAGUUGAAAUAGGCGUACUUCAUCAGUUAUCCUGAAUCUUGGUACGUCUGACUGAGACAAGAAUAGCCAUGUAUGUUGUAACUUAAGGCAUGUAGUAUUUUCAAUAUAUGGAUGUGAUCCACAUUGUUUUUCACAUGUUAGCUUUCUUUUUACAGGUCUACUCAAAAGUGUGUGGGAUGAAAAGACAAGGCAUCUCAAAGUUUAUUUCGGUGUCACUGCUUUUCCUCAGGUAGCUAGUUAUUAUAUUCCAUCAUCUUAUCAUGUGUAAACAUGCAGGGUGUAUCAAGGAUGUAUUCAUUAGAGCACACAGUAGCAAGACAUUUUGCACCAUUGCACGUAGGUCCCUCCCUGUUCUGUUUGCUUCUGUUUGCUGCAGUUUGGUUCCUAGUGAAUACAUCCCAGGUAUGGCCAUGCUGCAGUUUAGCUUACAGAGUUGAACGUAAACUCGUCAAUACCAUCAUAACUAGAUGAUGCCCAUAGUAUGUAUCCGUCAUAUAAUAUGUUUUUAACCUCUAAAUAUUCUAAAUAUUCAUACUAUAUGUUUAACCUCUAAAUAUUCCAUUUUAAUCCAGUUGGAGCAUACUAACAGGGGCUCUUCAUGCGGUAAUUCUAAUAUACUGUAAAUCUACGUCACAAAACCCACAGUUUGGAUCGCUGAGUAAACAUUUUCUGUACUUCAAUGAUGACUUUGCUAUAAGACAACCCUAUGUGGCUAAGCAUUUCCACAGUCACGGUUGUAGUGUAGAUUGUCACUGUGGCUUUGCAGCUACAACAGAAACAGAAUAUUCAUCACAUUCUCAUACUAAAAAUGAGGAACCAAAUUAAGUUGCAAAAUGAAUUUGUAUACUAACAUUUAAUAAAUCAUUAUUUAGAAUGUUGGUUUUACAACAACAGUCACCAACAAGCUCAAAGUUAUCACAGUAUCUUUGGUGAUAUAAUAAAAGAGAAUUGAAGUUUCUCCCUAAUCUAUGGCUGUAUUGUCUGUCUCCUUCCUUAGCGAUUAUUGAGGUUCAGUUCCUUAUUUCACCUAUGGGAGUGGCAGCUCCGGGCAGUGACAUCACCCUUAGCUGCUAUUUCCCUCCGUCUAAAAACCUGAACCUCAAAUACCUGAUCGUCAACUGGCAGCAUGGAGAAUCAGAGGUGGUCCACAGCUAUUACUAUGGGAGAGAUCAGCUGGAAAGACAGAGUGUUGUUUACAAGGGACGCACUCAUCUGUUUGAAGACCAGAUCGCUGUGGGAAAUGCCUCACUUAGACUGAGUGGGGUACAGCUGAGUGACCAGGGCCAAUACACCUGUUAUGUGACAGAUGAACAGGGAAGCACCAAGGAAAAGCUACUACUUCUAGUGGCAGGUUAGAGUAUGUAUUUUUGUCCUUUCAGAUUUAUCAGAAAUCUUGCAUCUAUGGGGGAUUAAAAGACAAAUAAGUAUUAAGCUACCUGCACAAAAUCAGCUCAUAGUCAUCUACUUGCCUAAAGCCUUUUGCAGUCAGAAUUCUCCUAUGUUAAGAGUUUAAUGUGAGUAUUGUUGUUGUUUUUGUUUACCCUAGCCCCCUUCAAGGAGCCCCAGCUCUCUGUACAGUCAUCCUGUGACAGCUUCUUCAUCACCCUCAACUCCUCCCAGGGUUUCCCCCAGCCUAAUGUGUGGUGGACAGACUCCAUUGGAGGAGAUCUCUCCAAUCAGAGCCACAGCCGUAUUGGCCUGGACAGCAGGGGGCGCUAUGAGGUCCACAGCUCCAUGGAGGUCAGGCCAAACAGUACACUCACCAUCAUUGCUGAAAUGAGACUGGAUGUUCUCAAUCAAAGCUUCACCCGCUCACUCACCCUCCACCCACUCCCAGGUAAUGUUGUGACCUACCAACUGGUUUAGAGGUAGAGCAAUGUGACCAAGUAUGGAUCACUGAUUUAGUGAUGAAAUAUUAAACCAUUGCAUAAUCACUAAGGGCUAAACCCUGACGAGAUAGUGUGUUACUCUUACACAAAGUCUGCAAUGUAUGAAUUCUAGACACAAUUUGUAGUCAAACACACCCAUCUUAAAUAAGGAUUUGACAUUUCACUUCAUGAGGGCAAAUGAGUCAUAUGAGCAUUGUGUAUAGAUGUACUGCAUGCAAGAAUAACACCAUUUCCACAGGGGGCCAGUAUGAAAUAUGUAUGCACUCAAUAAUUGUAAGUCGCUCUGGAUAAAAGCGUCUGCUAAAUGACUAAAAUGUAAAUUGGAUCACUAAAAAUACCAUUGUAGAGUGCAACUUCCCAUGAGAGGAACUGUUCGCAAUGACCUCAAUGAAAUGUUCAGUGACCAGGCAGUACUACUAGAGGAAGAGGUAUUUGGGAGGUGAAGCUGAAAGCCUGUCUCUUUCUCUCUUCUCUUCUACAGAAUGCUGUGAGGUGUCUCUUGCCACCAGGGGCAGACUGGCUUUGGGAUUAUUAGGGAUAGUUCUCUUGGCAGGAUUAGCAAUGUCACUCAUUUUGUACUACAGACACAAGCCUGAAACACACCAACACCAGAUGGUCCCACGUGAUGAUACAACAGGACAAGAUGAGGCUCAUGAAACAGAGACUUGA